Messenger RNA from Schistosoma rodhaini, 1359 nucleotides. The record is from the annotation of a GenBank genome assembly. NCBI's taxonomy places the organism in Eukaryota, Metazoa, Platyhelminthes, Trematoda, Strigeidida, Schistosomatidae.
AUGCCUAGCAUACUUUAUUGUGUUUUCUGGUUUUACUUCCUUGCGAUCACCUGGUUCUUCUGGAGUUCGGUAGUGUCGGCAUGUUUCAAAAUCCAGAUUAUCCAACACUUGUAUAUUUCUAUGUUGGAUAGACUGUUUUCCUACGCCUCCUCGGCUGUCACAGUAAACGAGAAUCUUAAGAGAAUAAGAAGUGUUGACAGUUUUGAAAACCUUGAUACAUAUGAUGAUGAUUUGAUUGAAAGAGACAUUCAACUAACUGAAGGAGGUGUAAAGGUUAAAAUGCAUCUUGUUCCAGAUCAAAAAGGAUUCAGAUUGCACUACCCAAUAUACUUAGUUAAAUGUGGAAUAGAGGCCAUCAUAGAAGAUUCUGUUACCAAGAGAUUCACAGCUGCGGAGUUAAGAGUAUGGAAUUUCUUGAGCCGCAACCAGAGUUAUGUAUAUGCCAAGAAAGAUAACCAUACCACCCUAAUGAUGCUAUGGCUUGUGGGCCUUAUUGUUCGUUAUGUAAUAUUCUUGCCAUGCAGACUUGUUGUUUUCUUUUCUUCAGUGUUCUUCACAUGGAUUAUAGGUGCUGUGGCUCGAAAGCUUCCUCCUUCACGGUUUAAAAAUUGGUUAUCCACCGAAGGAAUUCAGGCAGCCGUACGGCUUAAUUUGUGUUCAUUCUCGGCAGUUAUUCGUUUCCACAACAGAGAAAACCGCCCUAAGGCGAAUACAAUUUGUGUCGCCAACCAUACGACACCGUUUGAUUGGUGUGUUUUGGCCUCAGAUGUUACCUACGCUGUUGUUGGGCAAAAGCAUGGAGGAUUUUUUGGUUUCGCUGAACGGAUAAUCUCGUGUGCUGUGCCUGCUAUUUGGUUUGAUCGUGAUGAAAUCUUAGAUCGUCAUUCUACAGCGAAAAGGUUAAAAAACCACGCAGCUACACCGAAUGCUGAGCCUAUUCUCAUUUUUCCAGAAGGUACUUGUAUCAAUAAUACAUCAGUCAUGAAAUUCAAGAAGGGUUGUUUCGAAGUGGGCGCUGAAAUUCAUCCUGUUGCAAUUAGAUACAAUCCAUUGUUUGCUGACUGUUUUUGGAACAGCAGUCUAGAUAGUUUAUUCCAGUACAAUUUAAAAAUAAUGACAUCAUGGGCUAUUAUGGUAGAUGUUUGGUAUUUACCACCAACUAGAAAGUCAGAUCAAGAAGAUUCAAUUGCAUUUGCAAGACGCGUACAGUACAGUAUUGCACAAUGUGGUGGUAUGAUUGGAAUGGAUUGGGAUGGCGAAUUAAAACGAAACAGAGCAAAAGACACAUUGAAAUAUGCACAACAAAAAUAUGUUAGUCAAUAUGUUAUACCUGCUGACUCCCAAUCAUCCUCUACAUAA